Molecule: messenger RNA, 1386 nt
Organism: Sporothrix brasiliensis 5110
Lineage: Eukaryota; Fungi; Ascomycota; Sordariomycetes; Ophiostomatales; Ophiostomataceae
Product: casein kinase 2 beta 2 subunit
Exons: 1
Coding region: 1-1386 (461 amino acids)
Biological process (GO): proteasome assembly
Molecular function (GO): proteasome binding
Source: RefSeq, a predicted model, not a curated record
AUGGCCCAGAGAGUCCUGCGACAGGCGCUCACCACCGGCACCAAAUUCACCAAAGUUCUCCGGAACCAGAUCACAAACGCAACCCGCGGCGAUCUCGAGCCCAUCGCGGUCCGGUCAGGCCCCUACUCACACGCCCCGCUUCGCCAACCCGUGCACCCGGCCGCCCUCCGCCGCCAGGUUAAGAACAGCGGCAGCGCGCGCUGGUACUCGUCGACACACCGCGCCGUCCGCCGGUUUUUCAGCACCGACGACCCGGCGGCGCCCCGCUAUGUCGACCGUGCUGCGUACCUCAAGUCGAGCGUCGGCUCGCACGCCGUCUGGAGGUCGUCCGGGCGCGCUCCGUUUGCGUCGACGCUGCGGCCCAACCUGACGGGCGGCGCUCUGCCGCGCACGGCCGGCGGCUAUGCCUCGGGCGGUGCUGGCCGCGGCGGUGCGCGCUACUUCUCGCACACGCCGGCCGCGCCGGCGCAGGUGGUGCAGAACGUGUCGCAGGCGAUGCGGGCGUUCUGGGUGUCGGGCCAGCGGGCCCGCUUCGACGGCACCGACGCGCACGGCCGCGCCGCCUACAAAGCCAUCAGUGCGCUCGAGGAGGACCUGGCCCGCAAGCUGGCCGUCCCGGCGCUGCCCAAGAUGGCGCCCGGCGCGUUUGUCGACUUUUCGCUCAACCCGACCAUCACGGCCCUGGCCCCGUUUGUCGGCCUGUCGACGGCUGUGGCCGCGAGCAAGGCCGCCGUCAUCACGCUCGGCACCGAGGGCUUCCUCGACGUGCUCAGCGUCGACUUUGCGCGCGCGCUCAAGGAGCUCAGCGCCAUCAUGAACGACCUGAAGCGGCUGGCGGCGCUGGGCGAUUUGCCCGUGCUGCUGGACCAGGGCGAGGGCGCGUCGGUCCUGCGCGUGCGCUUCCCCGGCGUCGACGCCGAGACGGUCGACCGUCUCUGCGCGGACCUGGGCAUCACGCGCGGACUCGUGGGCCAGGACCCCGGCUUCGACCUGGCCAUGGGCACCUACGCGGCGCUGCGGUUCCCGUUUGCCCCCGACACGCCCGAGUCUCUGCUGGGCAGCAGCGCGGCCGAGGACAUGCUGACGUCGCCCGGUGGCUCGCUGCGGUCGCACCAGUCGUGGCUGUCGUCCGACGAGGACGAGGACGAACUGCGCGACGUGUUUGCCGACUACGAUGCCACUGGCGGCGCGAACCCGUGGCUGGCGUCGUCCCCGGCGUCGUCUGCGAGGGGCGCCGUCGACGUCGUGGCGAUCGAAGCGGAAGACGGGUAUGCGAGCAUGUCGCCGCCGGUGCCGAGCUCGGGUGAGCACAUGUCGCAGGAGUUUGAGGGCCUGGAGGGCAUCUACCGUUUCCUCGAGGAGUGUGACCGGGUCCAGCUGCGGUGA